AUCCUGUAUGAAGUCAGCUUGCUUGAGUUGAAUCAAACAAAGGAACCUCAAUACCUGGAGCUCAAUCCCAAUGGUCGCCUUCCGAGCAUUCGAGAUCCGAACACUAGAACCACUCAUGAUCUGACAAACAUUCCUAGUCUGGAGCUAUCAUACUGUAUCUCAUCGAUCAGUACAAUAAAGAAGAAAAGCUCUCGUACUCGAGCGGGCCACAAAAGACGGGGCCCGUACUUCGGCCAAGCAACCUGGUUCGCCAGAUUCCACCCCGAAAAGCUGCCAACAGCCAUUGAUCGCUAUGUCAAUGAGAUCGAGCGUGUACUUGGAGUACUCGAUACCGCUUUACGUCGUGGGAAUACUGCUUGGUUGGUUGGCGACAAAUGUACUUACGCUGACAUCUCGUUUGUGACUUGGGCUGCCACAGGCGAGGGCCUCUUGCGCGAGCUUGAGAAAGACAAAGGAUUGGCGGAGAAACAUCCUCACUACAGUACUUGGUUCGCAGCAUUGAAAGAGCGGUCUACGAUUGGCAAGGCAUUACAGGAGAUCGCAGCUCAGCGAAAGGCCCAUGGUCUACCUUGA
Aureobasidium vineae is the source of this 573-nucleotide messenger RNA. Lineage: Eukaryota; Fungi; Ascomycota; Dothideomycetes; Dothideales; Saccotheciaceae. The record is from the annotation of a GenBank genome assembly.